Coniosporium apollinis CBS 100218 is the source of this 3783-nucleotide messenger RNA. RefSeq lists its product as uncharacterized. Gene Ontology annotation, molecular function: protein binding. NCBI's taxonomy places the organism in Eukaryota, Fungi, Ascomycota, Dothideomycetes. Gene Ontology annotation, biological process: macroautophagy; endosomal vesicle fusion; vesicle-mediated transport. The coding region runs from base 1 to 3783 and encodes 1260 amino acids. Gene Ontology annotation, cellular component: late endosome; HOPS complex. The transcript is spliced from 6 exons. The record is from RefSeq and is a predicted model, not a curated record.
AUGGCUGCGGAAAAGGACGAGCAUGAGGAGACGACAGCGGUUGAGCACCACCAUCACCACCAUGCGCCAGCAGACCCCGCCCACAAUGGGGAAGUGGACGAAGACAAUGAGGUGGACGACGAAGAGGAGGAUGAGCCAAAGCUCAAGUACACCCGGCUGACGGGUAAUCUGGCGUCGGUAUACCGCGGCGGAGAUGCAACAAGCGCGUCCAUGGUAGCUGGGGACAAAAUGAUUAUUGGCACGCAUAACGGCAACAUAAAUGUCCUAGCAUUACCGUCCUUCGUACCCCUCAAACUUUACCGCGCACAUACAGCAUCUGUCACCGCGGUAUCAGUCUCGCCUUUUCCACCUGCUCCUAAUACCAGGCCAGAAGCCCUCGCCAGAACCGUCACAGAAGCCCCCGCUACGCCUGUAAGAGCGCCUUCAACGAACAACGCUGCCAUAGCCUCGCCUCGGACGCCCAAGCAGCAGCCAGCCAUCCCCGCGACGCCGUCAAACUCAAUAUACAUAGCGACUUCUUCAAUCGAUGGACACGUGUGCGUGCAGUCUCUGGUGGACUCGAAGGAUGUCAUGUUGCGGAAUUUCGCGAGGCCUGUACAGACCGUGGCGCUCUCUCCAGAGUUCAAGAGCGACCGAAGCUACCUGUCAGGCGGCCUAGCAGGAAGCCUGAUACUCACGACCGGCGGCCGACCUGGUGUGAGCGCCAACGCGAACACGAACAGUCCAGCAGCGGCUGCCUCCGGAUGGCUCGGGUCCAUUGGCCUCGGGUCGAACACUGGGAGGGACACGGUACUACAUUCUGGCGAGGGUAGUAUUAGCACCAUCAAGUGGUCCCUGACCGGCAAAUAUGUUGUCUGGGUAAACGAGCAGGGCAUCAAGAUCAUGCGAUCGAACAUCCGACUCGACAGUGCGGAUAGCGAAUCAGCUUGGAAGCGCAUCGCCCACGUUGACCGACCAAAUCGAAAAGGUUGGGAAGACAUGGCAGGGGUGUGGAAAGCGCGCGCUGAGUGGAUCAAUGAUAGCAACCUUGAGUCGGACAAUGAUGAUUCCCCUGUCUCGAACGGGUCACCUGACAAAACCGCUGGCACACGCAAGGUCUCCAACGCGAAGAAACGUCUCGAGAAGCUGGUAGUAGGAUGGGGAGACGCCGCCUGGGUAAUUCAGGUAGAUCCCGGUGGGGCUGGUACUGGAAAGAACGUUGGGGAGAGGACUGUGGGCAGCGCGGAGGUUUUGCGUUUCUUACGGUUCAAUGACUGCAUUGUCUCUGGGUUAUCGCUCUAUACCCCUUCUUUGCUUCUUGUACUUGCUUACCGCACACGCGACGACGAUAAUAAUCCGAUCCCCACCUCUGUACAGACGACGCCACGAAAAGGCGUUCACCAUCGACAGAAUGGGCUUCAGCCUGAAGUACGACUAGUCGAUGUCGCCAGCAAACUAGUCGUCGACGAUGACACACUGACUGUGAGCCGGUUUGAGUCACUUUCAGGCGCCGAUUAUCAUCUCAGUACGCUGUAUGUACCGCCAGUACCAACGAACAUCACUCCAGCCCAACGUGGCGCUCUAGAAGCCAUUGGAGGCGGUCUCUGGGACGCAGGCGUCAGCGCGACUCGCAUCUUCAGCUCUGGCGCAAGCAUCAUCAGCCUGCCCAACAGCGGUGAAAACGCAAAGUCAUCCUCGCCUGCUGGCUCAGCCAGCGCAGGCAAAGCGUCCCUCGCCGGCCGGAAACCACAGGAGCCACACCCCGCAACUAUCAGCCCCGGUCUCAAGAUUUUCAUCCAGAGUCCGUAUGACUGCGUUCUAGCAGUCAAGCGAGACCGCUCCGACCAUCUCGCUUGGCUCCUCGAACACGAGAAGUACAAGGACGCAUGGGAGCUCAUCGAGAAGCAUCCGGAUGUCGUUUCCACAGCGGACAGAGACGCAGAUUCCUCACCCGCCAGCACGCCCUCCAAGACGCGCCAGAGCCUCGCAGACUUCUUCGCCGAUGACGCCACCGCGUCCCAGACGACCGUCUCAGCCACAGCAGCCGCCAGCCGCGCUCAUAAUUCCGCCGUCGAGAAAGAAAAACGCCGCAUCGGCGAUCUCUGGGUCCAGCAGCUUGUCUCAGCGGGUGACUGGGCAGCCGCGGGCAAAGUAGCCGGACGCGUACUCGGCACCUCCUCGAGAUGGGAGCACUGGGUAUGGACGUUUGCGCAGGCGGGAAAAUUCGACGACAUCACACCAUACAUCCCUAAAAAACCACUCACGCCACCACUACCAAGCUUGGUAUACGAGGUUGUACUCGGCCACUACAUCAUCAAUGAUAGGCUACGACUCAGAGACCUGCUGGAGCAGUGGGAUCCGGAGCUAUUCGACAUUGGCAGCGUGAUCAAUGCUAUUGAGGAUAAGCUCCACGCGGGGGACGUCACGGAGAACAGCGUCGAAGGCGGGGAAAGAGGCCGCGAUUGGCGGAUCCUGACGGAAGCGCUCGCCAAGCUGUAUCUGGCGGACAACCGGCCGAAGGAGGCGCUGAGGUGCUAUAUCCGGCUGCAGAAUGCGGAUGCCGCCAUGAGUAUCAUCCGCGACUAUCACCUCCUUGCGGCCGUGGCGGACGAUAUUCCGGGCUUUGUGCUGCUAAGGGUCUCGAAGGAGCAGAUGGAGUCUGCGCCGCUGAGUGAGCUGGAAGAGGCGAGCUCGGAGGCUAUGCGUCUCCUUGUCGAUGAGGCGUAUCAGGGUAUUGUACGGCCGCAUGUUGUCGUCGAGCAGCUGCAGGAGAAGGGGCCGUCGUAUCAGCCGUUCCUGUUCUUCUACCUCCGAGCGCUGUGGAAGGGGACGGGCAGCGAGACAGAGUUCGGAAGGGGCACGGAGAGGAUCGCUACCGAGGGCAAGACUUUGGUCGAAGAGUUUGGGGACUUGGCAGUCGAGCUACUGGCGGAGUACGAUCAGCCGCUGCUUGGCGAGUUUCUCAGGUCAUCCGCUUCCAGCUAUGAUCCGGAAAAGGCGAUUGCGGUAUGCGAGACAAGGCAAUAUAUACCGGAGCUGGUAUACCUCCUUAGCAAAACCGGCCAAACAAAACGCGCCCUCUACCUCCUGACAUCCUCCCUCUCCGACGUAACCGCCGCAAUCGCAUUCUGCAAAUCCCAGCAAGAUCCCGAUCUCUGGGACGACCUGCUCUCCUACUCCAUGGACAAGCCGCGCUUCAUACGCGGCCUGCUCGAGGAAGUCGGCACGGCCAUCAACCCCAUUGAUCUAGUUCGACGCAUCCCCGAAGGUCUCGAAAUAGAGGGCCUGCGAGAGGGCAUCGGGCGCAUGGUAAGAGAGUAUGAGAUUCAGGUGUCCAUUAGUGAGGGCGUGGCGAGGGUGUUGAGAGGGGAGGUUGCGGUGCGAAUGGAGCUGCUCCGGAAAGGACGGGUCAGGGGCGUGAAGUUCGAGAUCGUGCACCAGGAGCCGGAGCACGUGGACGUGGGGGUUGAGAACGUGGAAGUGCCGGUCCCGCCGCCGCUCAAGGGGACGGAAAUGGAUGAGAAGCGCAGGAAGAAGAGGGCGGAGCCGGGACAUUGUGUUCAGUGUGACCUGGCCUUUGCGGAUGAUGAGAAAGACACACUCAUCGGCUUCGCCUGCGGACACGUCUAUCAUCUGGCCUGCAUCCUACCCGACUUCUCUCCCAUCAACGCCUCAGCUGAUGACGACAGCUAUGGGUACAGCUCCCGCAGCGUUGGGCCGAAAGUCUCGCACGCGCAUGUCAUUGGGAAGGCACUGAAAGGCGGGUGUCCUGUCUGCGCUGAGGACAGCACAGAGGACGCGUGA